UUUUUCUGGAUUGUCUGCAGGUUUCAGCAGCUAGAGAGGAAGUACCUGGCCGUCGUGGCUUCCCAGGUUACAUGUACACAGAUUUGGCACAGAUUUAUGAGCGUGCUGGGCGUGUGGAAGGCAGAAAUGGUUCCAUUACCCAGAUUCCUAUUCUUACCAUGCCCAAUGAUGAUAUUACUCAUCCCAUCCCUGAUUUGACUGGAUACAUCACUGAGGGACAAAUUUAUGUGGAUAGACAGCUGCACAACAGACAGAUCUACCCACCUAUUAAUGUCUUGCCCUCCUUGUCUCGACUGAUGAAAUCAGCUAUUGGAGAGGGCAUGACCAGGAAGGAUCAUGCAGAUGUGUCCAACCAACUGGUAUGCAGAAAACCUCAUCUGAAAACUUAGGGGCCUAUUAUU
This is a messenger RNA of Tinamus guttatus (white-throated tinamou), 401 nucleotides long. NCBI's taxonomy places the organism in Eukaryota, Metazoa, Chordata, Aves, Tinamiformes, Tinamidae. The record is from RefSeq and is a predicted model, not a curated record.